AUGACGUGGGAGGGAAUAGUGACAAAGGAGCACAGCAAGUACAGACGGGACCUGGGCAUAUCGGAUCGCAUGGAAGCCCACAUACAAAGGGUAGUGAUCCAAGAAACACAUAAAAUAGUGAUGAGGGACAUGAAACCAAGAGAAGACUACGAUUCUGUAGAAGACCCUGGUGCCCAAACUUGA
This is a messenger RNA of Babesia bigemina, 183 nucleotides long. RefSeq lists its product as hypothetical. The record is from RefSeq and is a predicted model, not a curated record. The transcript has a single exon. Lineage: Eukaryota; Apicomplexa; Aconoidasida; Piroplasmida; Babesiidae. Bases 1 to 183 code for a protein of 60 amino acids.